This is a messenger RNA of Cynoglossus semilaevis (tongue sole), 3857 nucleotides long. RefSeq names its product doublecortin domain-containing protein 2-like. The transcript is spliced from 9 exons. The record is from RefSeq and is a predicted model, not a curated record. Gene Ontology annotation, biological process: intracellular signal transduction; neuron migration; dendrite morphogenesis. The coding region runs from base 1947 to 3857 and encodes 636 amino acids. Gene Ontology annotation, cellular component: axoneme; microtubule organizing center; kinocilium. Lineage: Eukaryota; Metazoa; Chordata; Actinopteri; Pleuronectiformes; Cynoglossidae.
UCGUUUUGUUUUGUUUUGUUUUUUGUUACACCUUUGGAGAGCUCAGAGAAGAAAUUAUUUGGUGCGCACUGCCGCCUAUUGGUGAAUUUAGGAAACCACAACAGAAAGAUCUCGGGAGGGCAAUUAUCACCAUCAGUGCAGCUGAAGUGUUAAUUCAAACCCCUGGGUGUUUGAGUUCGAACAUAGAAAUAACAUGAAAUAUGAAGCACUGAUAAAGUCUUGAGGUGUGAAUAAAUAUGAAUGGGUUCAAUGAUCAACAUCACUACAUUAAUAUCCAUCACUUUACUUUCAUAUAGAUUCCUUCCAUUUUAAUUCUAAUUUUAAAACUGUAAACUCCUUUGAGUCAGAUGUGUUUUGUGGAUAUGGGCUAUUGUCUAUCAAAAUAACACAUUACGGGACCACAACAAAAACAAAACAAAAUGUAUGUACAAUAAACCUAUUCAAAAUUAUUUAUAUAUUCUCACACAAUGAGUUCGAGUCCACCAGCUGCUGAAUUACCACCGAGGUGACUGAGUGUUGCACCAUCCCCACACACUGCUCCCUUGAGCUGCCCCCCUCACGUUGGUGAAGGGUAAAAUGCCGAGGUCACAUUUGGUUGUGUGCAGUGUUGUGCUGUGUCACAGUGACAAGUAGUUCACUUUCCUUCUUCACUGGUCCACCCAUGUUGACAUUCAUCAGGGCGAUGGUGUUAGUCUGCAUUUCCUGUCAAUAUAUCCAACAACUUCACAUCCAACAUGUAAACAGCUACAGGAAACCAGACCUAAGACCUAGACUAUUACUAUUAUGUCUGCUUGUGUUUGAAGCUGGAGCCAAUCUUUGCAGUCACAUUGUGGAAUACUGCCGUCCUUUAUGGUCAUUUCAGGAAUGUGAAGGAAGCAAACUUACCCAUAGAAUACAGUUUAUCGACAUAUUUUUGUAAAGUUGCUGCUGUUUCCCAGUUCAUUCUACAUUCAUCUGUAUGCUGCUAUCAUUUAAUUUAAUGUAUUUAUGGUGAACUACAUUAGAUUAAAGGCCAUUGAACAUUCUGUAAAUGCAUUUGUGCACAAUAUUUUGUGUAUGCUGCUUUAAUAAAAACAGCCAUAGAUUCCACAGACAUUAGCAUAAAUAGGCUCCACUUGACAGUAAUUAGGAAAGGACACAGAGAACAGCUCUCCCUGUUAUGGUGCAACACAAAACAAACAUGUUUUUUGUUCUACUUUCAGCCGCAGCAGCCCGGGUUUUCACUCGGUCUCUUGGUGCCUAAUUAACUGGCCCGGCUGUUGGAGAGUUCAUUAUCAAUUCUGCUGGAACAAAAAAAAAAAAAAAAAAACGCUCGAAGCACAUUGUGUGUUUUGGAGAGAUGUAAUGAUGAAGUCUUUGUGAAAGUGAUUUGAUUUUAGGAAUAUUUCUCCCUCCCUCUCUCCUGGGAUCAUGAUCGCCUCGUUCACCUGCUGAUUACAGCAGCAGUCAGGUCCCUGGUAAUCGGUGUGGAGAACAGCGGCGUGUUCCCAUAGAUACAUCCCAACAGAUGGGUUCUCAUGACGCGCAGCAUGCAUCGUGGGGAAACAAACUCGUUUGGCUCCUCACCGCCACCUGCUGUGUGGCGCAGCACGCAACGCGGAUAACUCUGCACCGGCUCCUCCUGCAGGAGCAGAGUGGACUUUAGCAGCGCGUGGAGAGUUGACAUCUGUGACUCCGGGUCAGUCGUUUCACUUCCAUUCAUUCAUUCAUUCAUUCAUUUUUGCACCAGGAACCUCGCGAAGCUUCAACUUAUUUGUAAACACAAAAUUACCGACUUCCAGAAACAGCUGUGCGCCGCGCUCUGCUCCAGUCGCCCCCACUUCCCCCCAAACAUUUGAGCAGCAUGGAUCAGCGCUGAUGUCAUUAAAAUGGCCUGUGAGCUUCUGACUCGGACCUGGGAUCAACCUGUUGUCAGUGCAUAAUUUCUUCGUGUUCAAUGUGCGGCGAUGGCUUCGGAAAAGCCCAACUUUCUGUCGCAGCCGGUGGUGAAGAACGUGUUCAUGUUCCGUAAUGGAGAUCCGUACUACGAGGCUCGUCGGAUCGUGAUAAACCAGAAGAGAGUGUCCAACUUUGAGACUCUGCUGAGAGAGGUGACCGGUGGGAUACAAGCUCCGUUUGGAGCCGUGAGGAACAUCUACACCCCCAGAGGAGGCCACAAGGUGGACUCCAUGGAGGGUCUGCAGAGCGGGGAGCAGUAUGUGGCUGCAGGGAGGGAGAGGUUCAAGAAGCUGGAUUAUCUACAUAUCGGCUUGAGGAAGAGAAGGAUGUUGCAGACUCUUCCGUUUCAGGCCAAACCAGUGCCACAGAGUAGAAUCAUUGUUUCAGCUAGAUUCCUCAAACCCAUCAAGGAGCCAUGCACAAUAUUCGUGGUUGCAAAUGGAGAUGUGCUCAACCCUGCAGUGAGACUACUCAUCCACCAGAGGCUGCUAGGCCAGUUUGACAAAAUACUAGAGAUGAUCACAGAGAGGAUGGGACUCAAAGUCUUGGGGGGCGUUAGAAGUCUGUACACCUAUGAAGGCCAACAAGUGACAGAUGGGCCUCAGCUGGAGAGUGGGCAGCUCUAUGUGGCUGUGGGCCGAGAAAAGUUUAAGAAGCUGCCUUACAGUGACCUACUUUUCCCCAAGCCAAGAGGGACGAGGAGGGCGAACGGAGUGAAAGCCAACUCUCUUCCACCAAUCUACAGAUUCUCCAAGCUAAAUGGAAACAGUAAAUCCACCACCAGGCGCAGUGACAGCGGAGGCACGGAGACCAAGACCUCGCCUCAAGGCCAUAGUGGAAACAAGGAACACCUGUCCUCCAUUGUCAGAGAAAUCUCUCAGGCCAGGCUCCUCUCCCUCAGGAAGAAACGGAGCGGACAAAGCAUGACACUCGCCGCCUCUGAUACCGAUGACCAGGAAUCAAAAGCUAAUGAUGGAAACACUGAUGAUAAACCCCCCGAAGACCAACCAGAUGAAGAGAAACCUGCAGAGGAUGAUACACAGGCUGCAGAAGAGAAUGACAAAAACGGAGGAGAGGAGGGGAAGCCUGCCUUGGAAAACAGCAAUGAUGAAAAUGUGUCUCCUGACAGCGAAGCAGAUGAGGAGACAAACAAGGAGACAACUGUUGAGGAGGACGAAGAGAAAAAAGAAAAUGAAGCAACAGAAGACAAGGCUGAUGAAGAGCCAGAUAAUGAAAAAGAGAGCAAAGUAGAGGAGAAAGAAGGAGACCAGAAGGCAAAUAAUGAUGAAGAGGGUCAGGGAGCAGUUGAAGACGAGAAGAAAGAAGGCGAGGAGGAGGUGGAAAUUGAAGAAGAAGUGAAGGAGGAUUCGGAUGAGAAAAAGGAGGAGGUGACGAGUGAGGAACAGGGGCCCGCUAGUAGCACCCAUGAUAAGAGCCAGGACAGUGAAGAGAAAGGGGAUGGAAGUCAUACAUCUUCUGUGGGUGAGGAGAAGGAGGCGGAGAAGGAGGCAGAGGAGGAGGAAGAGGAGGAGGAAGAGGAGGAGGAGGAGGAGGAGGAGGAGGAGGAGGGCAAAAACACUGAGGGACAAGAUAAAGACAGUGAGGACCAAAAUAAUGAUGUAGACAAGGACAAGGAAGAGAACAAGGCAGAAAACAGGGAUGACCCAGGGAGGACUCAGUCAGAUGGUGAGACAAAGGGCAGUGAUAAAAGCAGGAGUAACAGCAGCAACAGUAACCAGGAGGACGGGAGGGAGGACACAAAGGAGGGAGCUGCUAAGGAGUCAGAGCAAGAGGAGAGACAGGAGAAUGGAGACGGUGACAAGCAGGAAAGUGAAGCAGAACUAGAGGCGGGGGGGGGAAGAGGACUCAAAGAUGCAACAACAAGUGGAGAAAAGGAGGAGGUUGGUGGAAAGAAUUGA